Guillardia theta CCMP2712 is the source of this 1293-nucleotide messenger RNA. RefSeq lists its product as hypothetical. Gene Ontology annotation, biological process: zinc ion transmembrane transport; intracellular zinc ion homeostasis. Bases 1 to 1293 code for a protein of 430 amino acids. Gene Ontology annotation, cellular component: membrane. The transcript has 9 exons. The record is from RefSeq and is a predicted model, not a curated record. Gene Ontology annotation, molecular function: zinc ion transmembrane transporter activity. Lineage: Eukaryota; Cryptophyceae; Pyrenomonadales; Geminigeraceae.
AUGAAGCUACUUUCUCGCACGAUUGCGAAACUCUUCCUUUUAGGAUUUUUGGACUACGUCGACACUUCUCUCAAGAUUGCCAUCGUCAAUCCUGCGGACGUGAAAAAAGCGAACGUGACAUCAGAUGCGCUGAAGUCAGCGAUCCACGCCAAGUUUGAUACUGAAUUGAAGAGGUUUGAGCAAGGAUCUGUGGUUGGCAUGGGGUCCACAGACACAUCAUCUACGUUGCUGACCUCGAUCCCUGUUGACUUGUUCGUGUUGGUUCCUGACCGGGAUGCUUCCAACACUGUGAUCAAGUUGUCCGUACCCAACGCAACCACGUACGGGAUUUUCGCAAACCAUCCCUUGUCCGAGUGGGAGGGGGCUUUGAAGUUCAUGAUGGAUAGCCGUUCAAAUGAGGUCCUCCUUGAAGGGUCGACGACCUGUCAAUCGUCCUUGUCUUCCUCUGCCGUGUGGGGACUGUCGAUCUUGGGAGCGUUUAUCGGAGCAGCCAUGUCGCUUUCCGGUGUGCUGAUUAUCGUCCCUGUGCUCAAGAUGGAGGAGCUGUGGAUUCUCAAGUACCUCAACUGCCUGGCUGCUGGCGUGCUGCUCAGCUUUGUUCUCAUCCAUCUCAUCCCCGAAGCUGGCCAUCUGCAUGGCAGUUUAAGCUGGGAGGUCAGCACAACCGUGUUGGCUGGAUUCUUUGCUGGGCUUCUGGUCGAGCAUGGUAUACACCUCUACUUCACUGCCUUCGGGAAGGAGCCGGCAAGGAUUGAAGGUGGGACCGGGACAUCGCCUAGGAAAGGAGAGCUGGUCUUUGUCGAUCAAGAAGCUCAAGAUCACAUGGCGCUGAGCAGUCAGAAAGCGCUGGACGGUGACGCUGUGCAAGACAAGCCAGUCGCAUGGGGAAGGAUCGGAAACAUCCUGCUCGGAGAUUUCUUCCACAACUUCUUCGAUGGGGUAUCAACGGCGAUUGCUUUCAAGUACUGCGGCUCUGGACUAGGAUGGGUUGUCGUUGGAGCAGCCGUCGCUCACGAGCUUCCGCAAGAGCUGGGCGACUUUGUAGUGCUGUACAACUCUGGCAUGUCCAUCAAAUGGGCUCUGAUCAGCAACUUUCUCUCUUCGCUCUCGGCCUGUCUGGGGAGCAUCGUCAUCCUUGCCGCCACGGAGAGUGCUCAUGAGAAUAUCAACCAAGACAUGGGUACAGCAACCUUGUUGUACGUCUUGUGCUUUGACAUCUCUGACAAUCUCCUUGCGACAUUGAAGGCCUUGUACUGGACAUGGUCAAAGUGGACGAUGUGCGAUCAGCUAUGA